This is a messenger RNA of Oldenlandia corymbosa var. corymbosa, 2083 nucleotides long. Lineage: Eukaryota; Viridiplantae; Streptophyta; Magnoliopsida; Gentianales; Rubiaceae. The record is from the annotation of a GenBank genome assembly.
GGAGCCCACGUGGUGGACAGAGCAGGUGUUCCGGUUUAACUCGUUACACGUCUCGGGGCCGCGACUCUGUAAACUCUUUUGAUAAUGCCGGUUUCACUACCAUUCUUGUUCCUUCCAGGCUUCCAGCAAAUUAACCACAAAGAACAAUUUGACAAUAUUCGGAAUCCUUUCUCUUCAAUCCAUCCGUAUCUUCUUUUGUUGUUUUGUUUUUCUUUGGGCAUCGAUUUUCUUUAAGGAGUAAACAAAGAUGUCGGGUGUAUCACUAGCUACUGGUCAUCGGUCUGAUCUCGCUCAUACGACCACCACCACCGCUCCAGACAUGAAAUCCGACCAGAAAUCGUGGCCCGACCAGCAGCGCCACCAGUCGGCCGCUGCCCAAGCGGCCGGAGGCGGCGUCAUGGGUUCCCUACGCAUCAUUGAGCUCCAAUUAGUGGCCUUUAUAAUGGUGUUCUCAGCUAGUGGUCUAGUCCCACUUCUAGACAUCCUGUAUCCAGCAUUCACCACAGCUUAUCUGAUUGGAUUGGCCCAAUUUGCAUUCCCAUCUCACCACAAAAGACUUGGUGCCGAUUCUAAUGCUGCAUCCCAGGAAAUAUUUCACGGGAGCCGGAUGUUUCGAUUUUACGUGAUUCUUGGAACAACGGUUGGGCUGUUCUUGCCGCUGGCUUAUGUUUUAGGUGGAUUUGCAAGAGGGGAUGAGCACGCCGUUCGGUCGGCCACCCCUCAUUUGUUCUUGCUGUCCUGCCAGAUCUUAACUGAGAAUGUGAUUAGUGGGCUUUCGUUGUUUUCGCCUCCGGUGAGGGCACUCGUGCCGUUGCUCUAUACCGUGAGGCGGAUCUUCGUCAUCAUAGAUUGGAUCAAUGAUGUGUGGAUCAACAAAGCAUUGCCUGCCAAUGCUGAUAUUAGGGUAACUACUCUGAAACGUCGUUGAACGAUUCAUGAUUAUAUCGUUCCUAUUUUUUUUGUCACAGUAUAUUGAUUUUCUGUGUUUGAGCCCAUUGAAAGUACUGUUGAUGUGUGAGCGGCCGAUGCAUGAUGUGGCCGAUGCAUGAUGUGAUAUAGCCAGGGACGGACCUAGGGGGGAGCAGGGGUCCCUCGACCCUGCGAUCGGCAAAUUUUUUUUAAAAAAAUACCUUUGAAUUUUUACAUAUUUUUGGGGAAAAAAAUUUUCUAGUUACCUGCCAAUAAUUGGUCCGGUUCCAUCACUGGAUAUAGCCAUAACGCAACAUAUGCAUAGUAAUUGAAAUGAAUGAUUUAAUUAACAUUGUAUUUGUAUUUAGUCGCUGUGGUCUAUAGGUGUUAUGUUACACUAAUCAUUGUAAGAGAUCUUGCAAUCUGUUUCAGUGUUGGGUAUCCAUAUUUUUCUGGCUAUUGAACAUUGCUUGCUUAAGUUAUGUUUCUACAUAGCUUAGUAUAAGGGAGGUGGAGUAUGUUCUUGAUGAUUGAUUUGGUUCGGAUUGUGGAUGUAGGACGUGAUAUGGUUUUGGUUUGGAAGAGGGUUGGCGGUUGGUAAUUUUGCGUAUUUCUCCAUCAACCUGUUCUGUUUCCUCAUCCCUCGGUUUUUGCCAAGGGCGUUCGAGAGGUAUUUUAUGGCAAGAGAUGAAGUUCACUCCAAGAUGGAAGAAGACAAGCGUUCAGCUGCAAUGAACAAAGCAGAGAAGCAAGACAAGAAAUCAAAUUAAUUAUCCUGCUGUUUCCUGUUUCUGUAACGUUAUUUUCUUUUGUGGACACUGAUAUUUCUCUUUACUACUGAGCUUUCAAAGCCCUGUAUCUGUGUGUAUUCCGAUCAGUGAGUAAAAUUCUAAUACGGACUAGUUAGUUCACCAUAAUUGCUUUUGUGAUGGAAAGGAGGAAUUUUAUGGUUUUACAGAUGAAUGCGGCACUAGUACGUAUUCUGGAUGCUACAAAGCUACAAUCCGCAUAUGAUUUCGUUGUUUGAGAAAAACAAGCUCGGCAUUGAAAACUUGUGCUUACUAUCAGUACAAUAUAAUUUACUACAAAAUCUGGUUUAGUGUGCAAUUGAACUGAUUGAUUUCCUUGGUAGUCUCUAGUCUCUACUGAACCCAUUUAGAUGAUGAUGUGCCAG